Gossypium raimondii (Peruvian cotton) is the source of this 1711-nucleotide messenger RNA. RefSeq lists its product as uncharacterized. The transcript has a single exon. The record is from RefSeq and is a predicted model, not a curated record. Bases 438 to 1631 code for a protein of 397 amino acids. NCBI's taxonomy places the organism in Eukaryota, Viridiplantae, Streptophyta, Magnoliopsida, Malvales, Malvaceae.
AAACCCUAAUUCAGAUCAUAUAAAGGUGAGGGAGCAAGGAACUAGAAGAAGAUUUAACAGCUAGAAUCUUUCCUCUUUUGCUUGUCGUGUUUUCUAUUAUUCUCUCUUCUUUUUAUAGAAUGUUUUCUUCUCUCACUGAAAGACAAGAGGAAAGAUGAUUGAUAUAAGAGGAAGCUUUUAAGGAUAUAUAUAAAUAUGGCAACUUUCUCAAAGCUGUUUUAGAAGGAUGUAUUUUCUUUUCAUUCAUUUCUUGGCUACUUUUGCCAUGUCUUUGUAAUCGCUUUUUCGAGCUAUACCCAUAUCUUUGUUUCUGUUUUCCCAACUGUACAACUUUCACCAUCUAGAUGAUAUAAAAAAAAUAUAUAUAUAUAUAUAUAUAACGGCCCUUUCUAGCUUUUCAUACUGCAAUUUUAAAAAAGUUAAUCAAAGCUUUCUUCAUGGAUUCCAGUGAUAGUAGUAGCAUGCAAUCUGCAAGUGGGGUUGAUGAAGGGUGCGAGUCACCGACGGAGUCGGUCCCAGCUUUUAUGAACACUAAUCCCUUAUCAAAUCCACACCCAUCACUUGUCUUGCACCAUCAAAACCACCCACCAAUUUUCUUUGAUCCUUCUGCAAAUUAUCUCAACCCUUUCUCUCAAUCUCAACAAAUUGAUUCACUGCUGAAUAUUGAUGGGUUUAGGCCGCUAAGCCAAAGACCUAAACCAAACUGUUGCACUGUUGACUUGGGUAGCUUUCAUCUUCAAGGCUUAUCUUCAUCGAGCCAAUCUACAUUAGGUGCCCAAGAACUUAACCAAGGCUGCUUAUAUCCAAGCUCAUCAUCCUUGCAAUCAAGGCCAUAUCAUGAUGUAAGGCUUUUAACAAAAUCCGAUCAGAAAAGUGUUGUGAAGAACCCCAAGAAACGAACGAGAGCAUCGAGAACGGCACCCACUACAGUUCUCACCACCGACACAAUGAAUUUUAGAGCAAUAGUGCAAGAAUUUACUGGAAUCCCUGCUCCACCGUUUUCGGGUUCAUCAUAUUCUCGAAGGCCUGAUCUUUUCGGCUCUAGGUCAGGUAUGCGAUCCGGUCAUGUAGAAACUUUAGGUUCUCUCGACCCUCUACGUCCCUCAGCUAAAAGGGUUAAGCCAACUCCUUUUCUAGCUUCUUCUUCUCCGUCAUUGUUAAAUAAUCCUUUAGCUGAUGCUAAUAUUACCAAUACAAGUAGCAAUAAUACCGUUCCCACUUGUAGUAACUAUGCUCAACUGCCUUCUGAUUUAGGCAUGCUAAAACAGACUCAAAAUAUGCUAAACUUGCAGAACCAGAGCCCCCUCCUAUCAUUCCAGUCCUUCCUACAUCCUACAACUCUUCAGCCCUGUCUUAAUUUGGCUGGUUUUGGUGUGAAUUCCCAUGGAACUUCAGCCAUGCCUUCCAUUGAUGACUUGGGCAUGAGUCAUGGGAAUGAAGAUCAUUUGAGGCCUUUAGAUCACUGGAAUCGUGGUAGCACUGGUACUGAUCAAAAUUCACAAAGAAAUAACAGCUGCAAGUUGAACUACUCAGCUUCUUCAUCAGGUUUUCAGCAUGAUAAGGAAUUGGAAAACGUUUCACUUAGAGCUGAAGGUACGGUUGAUUCAUGGAAUUGUCCUGCAGACCAGUAGAAUAAUUACUUACAUGAAAUUUGUAAUGCAGAGAACUAGAAUUUUAAUGUGAAUAGGCUUUUCAAGCAGUAAUCAUGUUC